AAACAUUAGUUUAUCAACGCACGGUUUUUUUUUUAAUUAUAUUAAGUAUAAGUUAUAUUAUUUCAUAUUUAAUUUUUUGACCAUUAUUUGUAUUUUUCUUUUCGUAUGCGUAAAAUGUAAAUGAAUUCGUAUCUCGUCAAUGUAGUAUUAAAGACUUGAAAAGUUGAAAACUUUCGUAUGUUUCACUAGUCCAUAGUAAUCAAGUUCUGUAUUUUACUAACCAUUGAGUGCUCAAGGUGUAAUUUUCAAGUAUGCUGUGAAUCUCGUCUAGAAGUUAUUUAACAUACGCAUUUCAUAGUGCGCGCCGAGGAAAAACAUCUUGAGAGAAAGCACUGAUAAUAUAAUGUGGGAAAUUUUGAUCUAUGCAUUUUCCAUGUUCAUGACAGGAGCGUUGUUAUUCCUCAUGGUUUACUCUAUUAUAACACUGUCAGAUCUUGAAUGUGAUUAUUUAAAUGCUCAAGAAUGUUGUAACAGACUGAAUUUUUGGGUACGACCAAAAAUUGUUGCACAAACAAUAAUAGUUGUAGGAUUUUUGACUGAUGGCAAUUUAUGGAUGGCCCUUGUAAAUAUACCAGCUGCUGCAUGGGUCAUUUAUGAGUUUGUCACUGUACCUAGAGGAAAUACAGGAUUAUUUGACCCAACCGAGAUUCACCACCGUGGGCAAUUAAAAAAGCAUAUGCGUAAUUUUGUAAUAUUUACUGGAUGGUAUCUCAUUACUUUUUUCUUCUAUUUAUAUUUCAUGAUAUUAGCUAUACUAAAAGGCAAUCCCUUGGAGACUGAUGCGCCUCAGCACGUCAACAAAUUCUAGUCUUUUUUUUUUUUGCAAGUCCUAACAUUUAAUAUAAGUUAUUUUAUGUGUUAUUUAAGUUUAUAUGUAAACAUUUGUUUGAUAUUUUUAAUAAUAUGCUUAUCACAGUAUAAAAUGAUUGGUUUUAUGAUACACUGAUGUGCUACGCUAUACAACUCUACAAAAAAAGGUAACUGGUUCAUUGCUAGCAACAGUAAAUACGGUUCCAAGAAAUAUGUGGUCAGGACAUUUGCGGUCAGUUCUUUUUUCUGGCCAGUUGCAGUCAACUUAUUUUAUCUAACUGAGUAUCAAAUUUAAGGCACUAUAUAUAUUAAAUUAUAUACUAAAUAUAAUAUGCAAUAAUAUAUUUUAACUUCCCUUCUCACUUUUCCAGGCAGUAAUUCAAAGUAAAAAAUAUAUUCUCAGACAAUAUUUAUUUUAUUUUCUGUGAUCAAAAUUAAAAUAUAAAAUAUAUAAGAUAAAAAGAGUUAUUAAUGUAUUUGAAAAUUAGUACUUUAUUUUAAAUACAGAUACAGUUUUUUUACAAAAAUAUGUAAAAUACGUAUUUGAGUAUUUAUACAGUAUUUGAAUAAUUUUAUUCAAGUACAUUACAACACUGGGUGUUCUAUACUAAUUACUAAAUACUGAGUAAACGUUAUCGAUAAUAAUACCCAUACACGACCAAAUAUAGCAACAAAUCGGUACAAAUGUAUCCAAUAAUAAUACAUUUUUAAAUUCUCCAGUACCUAUAUGUCAACACAUUUUUAUAAUAAAUAUAGUUUAUACUAUAUUGAAUGUAAUAUAUAUAGUACCUUCAAUUUGAUAUUCAGGUAGAUAGAAAUAAGUUGACCGCAAACAGCACAAAAAAGGUGCAGACCACAAAUGUCACAACUGUAUCGGGACCGAUAUCAGUGUGUGUCUACUAUAAUAUAUGUAGAAGGGGCAGUAUAUAUAUAAUGGCUGGGGAGACGUGGUUUUCAAAUAUUUCCAUUUGUGUUUGUAAUAUUUGUUUGAUGUUUUUCUGUUUCUUAUAAUAAGAUCAAUACCUAUUCUAAUAAAUGUAUUUAGAUAUUUUGUCAUAUGAACAUUGAUAAUGUUAAUUAAAUUAAACAUUUGACAUUGGAUAAUGGACAUGACUCAUCACAUUUGUAGUUGUAAUAUUUUAUUAUUGAUGUAUUAUCAUAUUAUUUUAAGACAUUAACUUAUUGAUAUUAAUUAUUAGCAUGUAAAAAUAUUAUUUAAUUAGGAUUAAGUACAUAUUGUUUACUUAGGUAUUUAUAAUGAUAAUAAAAAAGUAAUUGAAUAAUACCUGAAUUUCAAGACUAUAAAGUAUUGAUUUAAAUUGUAUAUUUUAAACUUAAAUUAUAAAGAAUUUAACAAAAUAAAAGAUUUAAUGUUAUUUUUUCCUUUGAUAACAAUUGAAAAAGCAGAGUAGUUUUAAAACGGGAAGAGAAAUACAAUUUGUUUAGUAGGUAACUAAUUUUAAGUUUAUAGUCUGUUCCUAAUUUAAGUUUAAGCGGGGGCUGUCAAUUUAACGUAAUAAAGUACUGUUGUAUGUAUUACAAAUUGGCAAAUAUUUAU
Molecule: messenger RNA, 2368 nt
Organism: Metopolophium dirhodum (rose-grain aphid)
Lineage: Eukaryota; Metazoa; Arthropoda; Insecta; Hemiptera; Aphididae
Gene: cnir
Product: protein cornichon homolog 4
Exons: 5
Coding region: 344-808 (154 amino acids)
Biological process (GO): endoplasmic reticulum to Golgi vesicle-mediated transport
Cellular component (GO): COPII-coated ER to Golgi transport vesicle; endoplasmic reticulum membrane
Source: RefSeq, a predicted model, not a curated record